Molecule: messenger RNA, 2385 nt
Organism: Parascedosporium putredinis
Lineage: Eukaryota; Fungi; Ascomycota; Sordariomycetes; Microascales; Microascaceae
Source: the annotation of a GenBank genome assembly
AUGUACAACAAAGGGGAUACGGCGGCCCCGGUGGUCCCGGAGGCCCUGGAGCAGCAAGGAGGCGGCAUUCGACUUCAAGUGGGCAAGGUCCAAGACCGUAUGCUCCAAAGCAGCCUAAUCUAUGAAAACGUAUGUGCCGUAAGCCCUCAGGACUUUGGCGAGGGCAAUUCGCACGUCCUCAUCCGGAACCAAGAAGGAGGCGAGUUCGUCGUCGCCGCCAGGGGCAUCCCAGGCUUCGCGCCGGGAUACAUCGCCCUCAACGAGAAGCAGAGGCAAUGGGCGAGGAUCGCGCAGCUAGACACAUUUAUGGGCAUGCCCUACGACCCCUUCCGCGCCGGCAAGAACGUGUACCUCGGCGCCGUCGAGGUCUCCGUCAGCUUCGCUUCCCCCAGCAAGAAGACGGAAUACGUCUACAGCGACGACGAGCUCAUCCCCGUGUUCCUCGGUACUUUCAGAGACCAGAUCCUGCAGCCCGGCCAGUUUAUUCUCAUGGACCACCGCGGGACUCCUCUCCUCGUGACCAUCAAUGGCGUCACCUUGACCAACCUCGGCCAGCAAGAGGGCAGCGAAAUCCGCAACGACCCGGGCGCCCGCGGCAUCCUGGUGCAGCAGACGGAGGUUUUGAUGACGGCGGACGGAAGAGAUCAGAGGGUCGCGCUUAAACUCAAGUCCUCGGCCACGGGCAGCACCAGGAAACCCAUUAUCACGGCCAGCUUCAACUUCUCCCAGAUGGGCAUCGGCGGUCUCGACGACGAGUUCGCCAUCUUGUUCCGAAGAGCCUUUGCCUCGCGCGUGUUCCCGCCCAAGGUUGCCGAGCGCCUCCGGAUCCAGCACGUCAAGGGUAUGCUGUUGUACGGCCCUCCCGGAACGGGCAAGACCCUUAUUGCCCGUCAGAUCGGCAAGGUUCUCAACGCCAAGGAGCCCAAGGUCAUCAACGGUCCCGAGGUGCUCAACAAGUACGUCGGCCAGUCGGAAGAGAACAUUCGAAAGAUUUUCGCCGACGCCGAAAAGGAAUACAAGGAGCGUGGCGACGAGAGCGACCUUCACGUCAUCAUCUUUGACGAGCUGGACGCCGUGUGCAAGCAGCGAGGCUCGGGAGUUGGUGGUGGCACGGGUGUCGGUGACUCGAUCGUCAACCAGCUCCUUACCAAGCUCGAUGGUGUGGACCAGCUGAACAACAUCCUCCUCAUCGGAAUGACGAAUCGAAAGGACAUGAUUGACGACGCCUUGCUGCGUCCCGGUCGUCUGGAGCUGCAGCUCGAGAUCUCUCUUCCCGACGAGUUUGGUCGCGUACAAAUCCUCAACAUCCACACCAGCAAGAUGAAGGAGAAUGGGGUUCUCGGCGACGACGUCAAUAUCGAGGAGAUUGCAAAGCUCACCAAGAACUUUAGCGGUGCUGAGAUUGCCGGUCUCGUGAGAUCAGCGACAUCAUUUGCCCUCAACAGGCAUAUCGAAGCCAACGACAAGGGUGUCAUAGCGAAGAAUGUGGAGAACAUGAAGGUUGGACACGACGAUUUUGUGGGCGCUUUGGCCGAAAUUAUCCCCGCCUUUGGUGUUGCGGAAGACUCGCUUGAUCUUCUCUUGCCCAUGGGCAUAAUCAAAUUCAACCCUCCCCAGUUCGAUAAAAUCUUCCGCGAGGGCCUGGAGUACUGCAACACGGUCCGCCAGUCGGAUACUCUGCGCCACUUGAGCGUGCUAUUCCACGGUCCUCUCGAGUCCGGAAAGACCGCCCUAACCGCGUACCUCGCGAAGCAGUCCGACUUCCCCUUCAUCAAGGUCCUCUCCCCGAUGGAUCUCGUGCCCUACCGCGACGACUUUGCCAAGAAGGACUAUAUCCACAAGGUCUUUGCAGACGCCUACAAAUCCCCUAUAAGCUUGCUCAUCAUUGAUGACUUUGAAAGCAUCAUCGAGUACUCGCCUAUCGGACCGCGUUUCUCCAACGUGAUCCUCCCCGCCCUCAUCACCCUGAUCCGAACCCCGCCUCCCAAGGGCCGACGACUACUCACUUUCGUCACCACCUCCCACAUGGGUCGCCUAAAGCGCCUACAGGUCGACACGUACUUCCCUAGGCAAGUCAAGGUGGGUCCCGUCAGGACACUCGAGGAGCUCGCCGAGGUGUUGGUACAGAGCAAGACAUACACGGAGCAGGUCGUGAGAUAUAUGUGUGAGGAGAUCCGGUCUCAAGUAGGGCCCGACCGGUCCGGGCAGUUCGUGGUGGGCCUGGGCAUCAAGACGGUCUUGACAUUCUUGGAGGAGGCCAAGGUGAUGCAAAACAACGGACAGGACGGCGUAGAAGCCUUUGUUCAAAAGGUGGCGGAAGCCAUUGUCACGGCAAGAGUAGAGCUAGAAAACGAGACUUCGGGCCAACGUCAGUCUUUCGACUAA